AUGUCUGACGGCGACAAAUUUCUUGCCCUUGCUGACGGAAAUGAGGUCGUAUUCUCGUCCAGCAUCAGCCAGUCCUUCAGCCAGCAUCGGCCAUACCCUCGCAGCAUUGGCCAAGCCCUCGUCCAUAAUCGGCCAAAUCCUCGACCAGCAUCAGCCAAACCAUCGCCAAGCAUUAACCGAGCCCUCGCCCAGCAUCAGUCAAACCCUCGCUCAGCAUCGGCCAAGCCCUCGCCCAGCAUCAGCCAAACCCUCGCCCAGCAUCAGCCAAGCCCUCGCCCAGCCUCAGCCAAGCCCUCGCCCAGCAUCAGCCAAGCCCUCGCCCAGAAUCAGCUAACGAUCGCCAGCAUCAGCCAAACCCUCGCCCAGCAUCAGCCAAACCCUCGCCCAGCAUCAGCCAACGCUCGCCAGCAUCAGCCAAACCCUCGCCCAGCAUCAGCCAAACCUCGCCCAGCAUCAGCCAAACCCUCGCCCAGCGUCAGCCAAACCCUCCGCCAAUAG
Messenger RNA from Hyalella azteca, 498 nucleotides. Its product is annotated as extensin-like. The record is from RefSeq and is a predicted model, not a curated record. The coding region runs from base 1 to 498 and encodes 165 amino acids. The transcript is spliced from 2 exons. NCBI's taxonomy places the organism in Eukaryota, Metazoa, Arthropoda, Malacostraca, Amphipoda, Hyalellidae.